UUUCACAGCAGUCUACACCUGCACACACUUAAACACACUCAUUCAAUCCUUCUUAUUAUAUUUAAUUUCUAAAGUUGCAAUGGCAUCUGCGAGGGGAUCCCUAUUUUUCGAGGAUGAUGUCGGAAGAGAGAAGAAGUCCGUGGUCCGCGAUAGGGCAUUUUCCACUCGCUAUACAACCACAAUGGGGAUCGCAUUUGGGAGGCAAACUACAAAAUAUGAUAUUCCGAUCCACGACAUGCGAGCGAUGCUGGACAGAAAUGUAAAACGACACCCUGACGAUCGGAAGUAUAUGGGGGAAUUCGAUGAUCAAGACAAUAGUCGAUUCUUCGUCUACAAGCCAAAGGAUGACGACCGUGAUGUGCGUCCCAAGGAUCCAAGCUUCACCAAAUUUAAAGUCCCCAUGGAAAUCACCUGUAAAGCUCGUAUAAUAACAGAUACUAUUCGAUAUAAUCGACAGUUGAAUAAUGAAAUCGACAAACUAAUUGAAUACCAGAACACCGCAUUGGAAGCAGCCUAUUUUGUUAGAGUAAUGUCUUACACCACCCUUUGGCCACCUUAUCAUAGUAAUUUGGAAAUAGAUAACACUUGCCGUUCAUUUUACCGGCUGUCGAAAAAGGAGCAGAACCGCUAUGACUAUAUUAUGUCGCAUGAUUUUUCCUAAGGUAGCAUCAUCGAAGUAGUCCCUCCUAGAUAAAUGGUCACAGAACAAUACCAAUAAACUGCUUUGAAAAACUGAAA
Drosophila ficusphila is the source of this 738-nucleotide messenger RNA. RefSeq lists its product as uncharacterized. The transcript has 3 exons. The record is from RefSeq and is a predicted model, not a curated record. Bases 80 to 661 code for a protein of 193 amino acids. NCBI's taxonomy places the organism in Eukaryota, Metazoa, Arthropoda, Insecta, Diptera, Drosophilidae.